Cercospora beticola is the source of this 1695-nucleotide messenger RNA. RefSeq lists its product as uncharacterized. NCBI's taxonomy places the organism in Eukaryota, Fungi, Ascomycota, Dothideomycetes, Mycosphaerellales, Mycosphaerellaceae. The record is from RefSeq and is a predicted model, not a curated record. Gene Ontology annotation, molecular function: oxidoreductase activity, acting on paired donors, with incorporation or reduction of molecular oxygen; heme binding; iron ion binding.
AUGCUGCAAAAGAAAGACAAACCGCCAUACCUGCAGCUCUUCGUGGCAGCUUUGAUUUUCGUUUCAAUCGCAAUAUUUCUGCUCCCUCGGCUUCAUCAAGCGCGGAGCCUGCGCGGAUUGCUUUUCUGGAUUGCUGUCAAUGGAUCUCUGGCUUUCGCAAUAGAUCGAUUGAUCUUAUACCCUUACUUCCGUAGUCCUCUUAGAAAAGGGUUUCCUCUCGUCUUCAAUGGAAGACUCUGGUGUUUCAAUGAAGCCUUGGCUGCUUUGAUGGAGCCCUCUCGUGGCCAGACAGCGCUAUCUUGGUUCACCAAAUUCCAAGACGAAGACGCGAUUCGAAUCUACGACCCGAUCAUUGGGGACAUUGUCAUGCCAAUAAGCCCUGAAGCGCUCCGAGACGGCCUUGCAAACCAGUUCCAGGACUACCAAAAGUCACCAGGCCUUGCCAAACUCUACUCCCUUUUUGGUGGGAAGAGCGUCGUUUUCACAAGUGGCACCGAAUACACGAAGUUCAAGAAAGCUAUCCAUCCCCUCUUCUCCAUUCAACUCGUUCGGAAAAUGCAUAAGAUCUCUUGGGACAAUGCGGAAACGCUCACGGAUACGCUCAUCGAGCGAGGCAUGCAGAAGGGGUUCCAUGACCCUUGGCCUACACUGUUUAGAUAUGUUCUCGACAGUGCAGGGGAGGGGCUUUUGUCGUACAAGUUCCAGGCACUAGGGUCCGCAUGGGAUAGCACUCCGGUGAAGAUCUUGCAAAAAGCUGCCACGCCUAAUCGUUAUUCCGAUCUAUACAAUGCAACUUCUCUGUUUACGCCGCCAGGACUCCUCCAGUCGCUUCCCACGCGCCAAAUGAAGUCCGUCAACCGAGCAGCGCAGACUCUUCGAAAUUUUGGCAGUAAAAUUCUGGAGCAUGCGAAGGAAUUGAAUCAGCUCAGCGAUAAAGAACCCGACGAUGUACUGCGGAGGCUUGCAGCGGAAAAGAAUCUUACAGACGAAGAUAUAGUAGAGUCGAUCUUGACUUUCUUGACAGCUGGAGCUGAGACGACAUCUGCGGCGCUGGCAUGGUCUUUACACUUGCUCACGUUGCCCGAAAAUGUACAGUACCAGACUGAACUUCGGACAGAGCUCCAGAACAGAUUCGAAGGCAUAGAUGCAGAUAUUCCGACCCACAUGGACCUCGCAAAUAUACCAAUAUUGCAUGGCAUCGUUCAGGAGACCCUGAGACUGCACCCUUCAGUCCCCUUACUGCCCUAUGUUGCAAACCGAGAUACGCAGAUGGCUGGACAAUUCAUCCCCAAGGGAACAACCAUACUGUACUGGAUCUGGGCUCUCAACCGCAACCCUACACACUGGGGCUCCAACGCAGGAGCCAUGGAUCCAUAUAGAUGGAUCAAUACGGACGAGCACGGCGUACAACGUCUCAAUAAACACGGAGGUGCUUCAAGCAAUUACGGUUUCAUGUCUUUUUUCCAUGGACCCAGGUACUGCAUCGGAAAAGAGGUCAGCAAAGCCACGAUACGGGCAGCCAUCGCGAGAUUGAUCCUAGACUUCGAGAUUUCCCGCGAUUUGUCUAUCACUUUGGAGCCCAUUCCAGGAGGUAUAGGAAUUGUGAGGCCUUGCAAGAAUCUGAAAUUGAACUUCAAGCCCAUCUUGGCCCCGCAGAUUCAGAGACACGAUAGUGCUCACGAGGUCGAUGUAUGA